This is a messenger RNA of Fraxinus pennsylvanica, 726 nucleotides long. NCBI's taxonomy places the organism in Eukaryota, Viridiplantae, Streptophyta, Magnoliopsida, Lamiales, Oleaceae. The record is from the annotation of a GenBank genome assembly.
AUGAAUGAAGAGGGAUGGAUAGCAAUCUACAAAGGUCUGGUGCCUGGUCUUUUUCUGGUUACACAUGGUGCUAUUCAGUUCACAGCAUAUGAGGAACUUCGCAAAUUUGUUAUCAAUUAUAGGACCGACGAAAAUUCGUUGGGGAAGCAUUUUGAUCUUUCCUUUUACCUACAGGAGAAGAUCACUACGACCACGACCACAAAUGAUGUUGAAAGCUUAACAAUAAACUGUAUCUUACAAUCAUCUGCAACUCCCACACCAGAAAGCAUGAAAGAAGCUGAAAAAUAUGAAAUAAACUUCAAAAAUGUUAGUGUCAUUAACAUGACAGGGCAAAGUGUUUAUGGCGUUACUAAAGGUUCAUUUGAUGCUGAGUAUUUUAUAACUGUAAUGAUUGGCAACAAUGGCUCUCUACUCUGGGGCAUAGUCUUCCGACAGGGGAAUAUCACUCCUAUCAUGGCUGCAAAUGAUGUUGCUCCACAAGCCAAGAUGUAUCUCACAAUUUCAGAAAUGGAGUAUCAAAAUCAGGUUAAUGCCAUUGAAAUCAUCCCCCGAUCGAAAACAGUAGUCAUGCCUAAUCCCAAGGACGUGAAAAGACAGUCUAUAGAUAUAUUCCCAGUUGUACCAUGUAAGCCUCCGUCCAGCAUGCCAAGAACUAGUUCAUGUUCUUCAUUGGAGAAAAGAUCCCCAUUGAGAAUGCCCCAAGCAAAGAUAAAGCCGGUUCGCUGA